Messenger RNA from Schistocerca nitens (vagrant locust), 1360 nucleotides. RefSeq names its product odorant receptor Or2-like. The transcript has 6 exons. The coding region runs from base 1 to 906 and encodes 301 amino acids. Gene Ontology annotation, cellular component: plasma membrane. Gene Ontology annotation, biological process: sensory perception of smell; detection of chemical stimulus involved in sensory perception of smell. NCBI's taxonomy places the organism in Eukaryota, Metazoa, Arthropoda, Insecta, Orthoptera, Acrididae. The record is from RefSeq and is a predicted model, not a curated record. Gene Ontology annotation, molecular function: olfactory receptor activity; odorant binding.
AUGGCGCUCGGCGCCGGCCACCUGCUGGGCGCCGCCUGCUCCGUCUACGCCUGCUCCGGCGACCUGCAGCUGCUGACGCUCGCGCUCUCCAACGCCUUCCCCGUGUCCUUGGGCUUCGCCAAGGCCGCGCUGCUGCUGGCGCGCCACCGCCGCUACUCGGCACUCGUCGGCGGCGUCGACGCGCUCCGGGCGCGCCAGCGCGACUUUUGCGACGCCGACCCGCAGCUGGCGGCCGCCUUCCGCGAGACCCGGCGCUGGUCCGUCAAACUCACUUUCCUCUUCUUCUCCUCCGUCCUGUCGGCCCUGAUCGUGUGGUCGCUGCUGCCACUCUCGAUGUAUCCCCAGGUCCUGGCUUCGAGAAUAGCGGGACUGCGCCUUCGGGAAAGAACACAGAAGAUAAAACUGUGCGCUGAAUCCGAUGAUGCGUCCACCCUUCACGGCGACAUGUAUAAUGAGCUGUGCUUAUGUGUCGACACCCACAAAGAGCUCAUCAGAUUGGUUGGCCUGCUGGAGUCGCUGAUGAACCCGGUGGCGAUGCUGCAGUUCCUGGUGGGAGCCGUCUCCUCCUGCGUGGUGCUCUUCUCAGCCACCUACAGCCCAGACAGCAAUUCCGCGCUGAAGUGUUGGGGUUCGCUUCCCCUACUGCUGACGCAGCUGUUCCUGUAUUGCUCAGGAGCUCAGCACAUUCUGGACCAGAGUGAGGCGGUAGCGAUGGCGGCAUACGACUGCGCCUGGUGCGACAGCAGCAGCAAGUUGAAGCGCGCGCUGCAGCUGGUGAUCAGCCGCGCCCAGAAGCCUCUGGCGCUGACGGCUGGCAAGCUCUACGCCGUUAAGAGGGCCACCUUCCUCUCGUUGAUUCAAGCGACGUACUCUUACUACACACUUCUUCAAAAUUUGGACAACUGAUGGGAAAGAAGAAAUACGGCGCUCCUGCACAGGACAGUGGAGAGCAUCUUAAAGGUUUUGGGAAGUACGGCAAACCCAGUUGGGAUCGGUACUUUCUUCGGCCGAGCUUAGAAAAGACUCAGGAACUCAUGCAUGGCGGUCAACACCUGUAGUCUUCACAACUGUGUCACAGCCUUAUACAAAAUCAUAAAAUAUAUUUUUGUUUUGUCCUACCUUCACUUUUUAACGUACUUGUAAUUGUUCGAAAUCCAUGCACCAAAGUGACUUUUCACGCUGUAAACAACACUGUCGCAUAAAUCAACAUUGUAACAUCAGUUGUACUAUUCUAGAAAUCGUUUCCUUGGGGCUAGUGUUUAUAUGUUUAUCAGGCUUGUAAUGUAGUCGUUUUACGUACAUUAGAAUUAAUUGCUACGAUAAGAGUAAAUCUAUCACUAUCCAGUGUCUUUGUUAACAU